GGAUCACAAGGUUACACGUUUUAGUGUCCUUGAAUUGCUUCUUCUCCUUGGUACCAACCCAUGUAAAAUGCAUUUUACAUGUGAGCUGUAUUUCGGCUCCAGCAAAACAUUCAUGAUACGACCAACGGAGGUUUGAACACUGCAAGGAGGUAAUACAUCUUCCAAGAACGUGGGACAGUGAUAUGCAGUCUGCCCCAAACAUUCUGCAGUGCGUCCGAAAUCAAUGCCAGCUGGGUGAUCAUAAGGGAUUUUGAUGCAUUUCCCCUGAAAACAAUCCAAGAUUUUUUUCCAUAUGUAACUGUCAGCAAGAGUGUAAUUAACUUGAUGUGCACUUUCACUAGUCCCUUAGCAGGGGAAUUAUGAAAUAUACUUCCUUAAGGAAGAAAUCAUGCACCCUAUUUAUUUAAAAACGCGCCUUUUAGGUUGUCGCAUUAACCAAUCAUAUAUUAAAGAUAUAGCGCGUUAAUGUCUUUGAAUUACUGUCUAGAUUUUAAAGCUGCCAGCUGUCAUAAUGAAUGUUAGGCGUGUUGUUUUCAGUUUCCGGAAUUUAUGCCUAUGCAGAAUAAAUGGGUUCGCUACAGUCAGGCUCCCAAUACCAGGGGUGGACAAUGUGUUGCUGAUAUCAUCAGCGAAGGGUGGCGUCGGAAAGUCAACUGUGGCUGUCAAUUUGGCUUUGGCUUUACAACAGCACGUGGAUGGUGGUAAUAUUGGUGUGCUAGAUGCUGACGUAUUUGGACCUUCUAUACCAAGAAUGCUCAAAUUGGAAGGCAUAUCACCUGAAGUCGAUAAAAUGAAACGGAUCAUACCCCUAACUAACUACAACAUCAAAUGUAUGUCCAUGGGGUUCUUAGUCGGUAGUGAAUCAGCAGUUACAUGGCGUGGUCUCAUGGUAAUGUCAGCGAUUCAGCAACUGUUACGUCAAAUUCCUAUUUGCGGGAUAGUUGAAAAUAUGAGUGAAUACAUCUGUCCAUCCUGUGGCCAUCAUGAACCAUUAUUCGACAAUAUGAAUGAGGGUAAAUCUGGAGGUGAAAGACUGGCUGAGAUUACUAACCUACCCCUUCUUGCACGCAUACCAAUCGACCCGCAACUAGUACGCGCCUGUGAUAAUGGUGAGCCAAUAAUCGUUUCUAAACCGGAAUCAAAAACCUCAAGUAUUUAUAAGGAGCUUGCAGAUAUUACAAUAAAACGGUUGCAUAUUCUAAAAAGUGGAAAUAUACAUAAAAACAAUUCCAGUACACAGCAGAAUGGUAUACUGUACAACCGUAAAUAAGGUCAUGAAAGCGUUCGGGUAGUUAUGUUUUCUAUAAUAUCAAUUUAAUUCAAAGAUGGACUUCUGUUUUUAUUCCAUCUGACACGUAUUGUAGGCCAUUUUGUCGCCAAACAUUGCUGUAUAGGACUUCGGUCAACAGGUUGAGUUUCAGUAAGUUCUUCUGUAGGAUCUAUAAGGUGCGCUUCGCCAAUACUAUACCGGACCUAUUUAGAAAAAAAGUAAACUCGAUGAUAAUUUUCAAAAGGGUUAAUUUAGACGAGGAUAUCUACGAAUAAAUAAUGAUCAUAAUAAUUAAAUUUGCUCGGUACAUUACUUUAUACAUUGGGCUGUAACUUCCAUUUCACACAAGAGAUCAUAUGUUACUUCAUGGCUAUCAGAGUCGAAUUAGAAAAGGAGUUUUGAACUCCAUUAUGAAAAAAAUGUAGUGCUAAAGUCAAUGAGUCUAAUUGAUAAAUUUUCUAGAUUUAUUACUCCGCACCAUGUAGCGACAUGCAUUUCAAUCUCCAACUUCUACAUCAUUCGUGAAACGCAAAUCUUGUGAAGUGUAAACAUAGAAUUCAGGGCAGUUAAAUUUCCUAUGAAGUUUUCUAUGACUGCUGUUUUAUC
Trichobilharzia szidati is the source of this 1876-nucleotide messenger RNA. The record is from the annotation of a GenBank genome assembly. Lineage: Eukaryota; Metazoa; Platyhelminthes; Trematoda; Strigeidida; Schistosomatidae.